Messenger RNA from Equus quagga, 2555 nucleotides. It is a transcript of the gene SSTR3, whose product is annotated as somatostatin receptor 3. The record is from RefSeq and is a predicted model, not a curated record. Gene Ontology annotation, molecular function: somatostatin receptor activity; neuropeptide binding. Lineage: Eukaryota; Metazoa; Chordata; Mammalia; Perissodactyla; Equidae. The transcript is spliced from 3 exons. The coding region runs from base 324 to 1583 and encodes 419 amino acids. Gene Ontology annotation, biological process: neuropeptide signaling pathway. Gene Ontology annotation, cellular component: neuron projection; membrane.
AAGUGGGCACUGUGUGGGGACCCUGGCGAAGGGGUGCUCUGGAGUCCCUGGGGACCAGGCAGGGAGAGGGGCCAGCAGGAUGAUAACCGGCUUGGCAGCAAGGAGGGGAGCCCUCACCCCAUGGGCAGAAUCUUGGAAUCACAGAACAGCAGAAUAUCGGAGCUGGAAGAAACCAGAUGCAUCACGGCGUUGGCCUCCUCGGCUCACGUGCCAGCUUGCCUGAGCUCCCUCUGUGCUGGGCACUCUGCUCGGCACACUCCCAUUAAUCCUUUGAACAGCCCUGGGAGGCCAGUAGCUGACUGCUGACCGCCCUCCUCUCAGCCAUGGACACCCCCAGUUAUCCUCCAUCGGUGCCCAUGACCUCGGAACCUGGGAACACCUCCUCAGCCUGGCCCCUGGAUGUCACCCUGGGAAAUGUGUCCUCAGACCCGAGCACGACAGGGCUCGCCAUCAGCGGUGUUCUGAUCCCACUGGUCUACCUGGUGGUGUGUGUGGUGGGCCUGCUGGGCAACUCACUGGUCAUCUACGUGGUCCUGCGGCAUACGGCCAGCCCGUCGGUCACUAACGUCUAUAUCCUCAACCUGGCGCUGGCUGACGAGCUCUUCAUGCUGGGGCUGCCUUUCCUGGCUGCCCAGAAUGCCCUGUCCUACUGGCCCUUCGGCUCCCUCAUGUGCCGCCUGGUCAUGGCCGUGGACGGCAUCAACCAGUUCACCAGCAUCUUCUGCCUCACCGUCAUGAGCGUGGACCGCUACCUGGCGGUGGUGCAUCCCACUCGCUCGGCCCGCUGGCGCACGGCGCCCGUGGCCCGCACGGUCAGUGUGGCCGUCUGGGUGGCCUCAGCCGUGGUGGUGCUGCCCGUGGUGGUCUUCUCGGGUGUGCCCCGUGGCAUGAGCACCUGCCACAUGCAAUGGCCGGAGCCGGCGGCGGCCUGGCGAGCUGGCUUCAUCAUCUACACGGCUGCGCUGGGCUUCUUCGGGCCGCUGCUGGUCAUCUGCCUCUGCUACCUGCUCAUCGUGGUCAAAGUGCGCUCGGCGGGGCGGCGGGUGCGGGCGCCCUCGUGCCAGCGGCGGUGCUCCGAGCGCAGGGUCACACGCAUGGUGGUGGCCGUGGUGGCGCUCUUCGUCCUCUGCUGGAUGCCCUUCUACGUGCUCAACAUCAUCAACGUGGUGUGCCCGCUGCCCGAGGAGCCAGCCUUCUUCGGCCUCUACUUCCUGGUGGUGGCGCUGCCCUAUGCCAACAGCUGCGCCAACCCCAUCCUCUACGGCUUCCUCUCCUACCGCUUCAAGCAGGGCUUCCGCAGGGUCCUGCUGCGGCCCUCCCGCCGUGUGCGCAGCCAGGAGCCCCCGGAGGGGCCUCCGGAGAAGACGGAGGAGGAGGAAGAGGAUGGGCAGAAGGACGGGGAGGAGGGGGCAGGGAAGCAAGGUCAGAGGAAAGAGAAGGACCGGGUCAGCCGGAUCACACAGCCGGGCACCAGCGGGCAGGAGCGGCCGCCCAGCAGCACGGCCGGCAAGGAGCAGCUGUUCCUACCCCAAGAGCCCUCAGCUGGAGAGAAGUCAGGCACACUGCACAUCAGCUAUCUGUAGGGGCCUGCAAGCACCAGGGUGGCCUGAGCACCGGGUGGAGGCUGUGGGUGCGCCUAGGGCCUGCCGCCUGAGGUGCCAGGGGCCCGUGAUGGGAUGUCCGGACGCCUGGGCUCUGAUCCCAGUGCUGCUGGGACUCGCUGUGUGACCUUGGAUGGGUCAGCGUCCCCUCUCUGGGCCUCGUGUUGUCCUCUGUGACUCAGGGAUGGGAGUAUUCAGCCUGGAUGAGCUCUGUCAGAUGGGAAGUCUGGAGGACGUCAGUGUGGGGCUGAUCCUCCUGAACCAGGCCCAGGUGGAGGGGACAGGUGCAGACUGGCCUUUCGCUCAGAGACAGAGCAUCCUGGGGCAGCAGCCUGGGUCUUGGCCCAGAGGGAUAAGCCAAGGCCUGGAUUUCCUGGGCUGAGUCAGGUUCCCAGGAGAGGGACGGGGGCCCCAGGUUCACAGGCAGCUGGACUGGGGCCCCAAAGAGAAGUCCUACCUAGUAGGAGGAGGGUUUGAGACUGCCCAGGGCCUGUGUCGGCUCUCCCUACGUGCUGCAAGGGCUCUCCCCUCGGGACCUCAGGCCUCACCCGCUGAACAACCCAAUGACCUCCAGGCCCUCCGGCCCAGACAGUCGGUGCCAGGGCUCCUGUGCGCCUGGACACGAGGAGACAGGCAGAUUAUCCGGGAAGCUAAUUAAGUCCAGCUUCAGGGUCCCCUACUGCUUGGGCCCUUCUGAGGUCCUGCAUCUAAUCUUGUACUUGUAAUUUUAAGAGGGACCCCAAAUUGCAUAAGCUUAGGCCCCACAAAACCUAGCUUAGCCUCUGUUGAGGGCAGCUGACCAAUCCCCAGACCAGCUCACUUUGUGUCCUGUGGCUGUAGGAGGGCAUCUCAGGAUCUCUGAGACCUCCAGGAGCCCCCUCAUAGGAGGAAGCAUCCUUGUUCCUCCCCUCCCAGUGCCCAAGGCAUGGACCCAGCCCAGGCAGACGGGCCUGG